Messenger RNA from Symbiodinium natans, 885 nucleotides. Lineage: Eukaryota; Dinophyceae; Suessiales; Symbiodiniaceae. The record is from the annotation of a GenBank genome assembly.
AUGCCCCUUUUUCAGCUCUACUCGUCCUACGCUGAAGUGCAUCACGCGCCCUACUUCUGUGCGCUCGUUGACUUGGCGUGUCGGGAGGAGAAGAUUCCCAAGACGCUGCACGAUCUCGCGGAGUCCAACAUGGCAGCAAUAGGCGGUAAGGAGGUGGAGCUCGUUAGCGUGCAGCGGCACGGCACCCGGGCGGCGAUGAAGGUCACCUUGAACCAGGCCUCCGUGGCGAAGCCGCCAUUCAAAAGCCCUCUGAAUGUGAAUGGUGUGAAGGUGGCGCUCACGCCACUGCAGACCACAGGGGGGUCGGAGGCCUUCACCAUGGCUACGUGGCAGGGGGAUGCUGCUGCUGUGACCGAGGCUGCGCUUGAUGCUUGUCUCCGCAAGCAAAUCCAUGCCUUCAACCAGGCGCGAUGCGAGGACCUCAUCGCGAAGCACAGCAAAGAGCUCUACCACGAUCUCUCCAGGACGCGGUCUCACGCCACCUACUUGGAAGACGAGGAACAUAUACGACGCUACGUGGUUCGGCUGGGCCUCGCGGUGCAGGUGGUGGCCCCGGCGAGGCACAUCGCCUUCCAAGCUCUGCGGCAGGACGUCCUGAAGAAGGGAAAGGGCCUGAUGGAGCACACGCUGGCGUCCGCGGCCAUGGCCGCGGCCAUCUUCGUGGUGAGCUGGCUCCUGGAUGCAGAGCAGAAGCCCAGGCUGGCAGAAGUUGCGACGGUCGUCAAGGUGAGCGAGGGCUCUGUACAGGUGGCCUACCGCUCCAUCAGGGAGAGGUUGAGGUCCUUGCUGCCCAAGGACUUCGUCAUCCGCUACAAGCUGGGAAUCGAAGGCUUGCCAAAGCCGCAGGACCCGCCCUCGCGGAAGCGUUCGGCGGAUGCCAUGUGA